AUGGCCUGCAUGAGCUCCACGGACCCCGCUCCAGGCCAAUAUACCUUCGGAUUAGACGUGCGAGGCGACCCCCAAAUUGUCAUCUUGUCAGACACACGACCCUACUGGCGCGGAGGCACAUGGAAUGGACGCUUUUUCAGUGGUCUUGCAGAGGUGAAGGACGGCGCCGCCGGAUUCAUCAAUUUCAACGUGGAUAAAAAUCAGAUCAUCUGCCAGCCAAUCCACCAGUCUUCGACCAUCGUGAGGUGGACCAUGAACUCCUCCGGCCAGCUACAACUCCUCGUGUGGAUCGAGGCUGAACAGGGCUGGAGUGUCAGUUGGUACAUACCCAAGGACCACUGCGAUCAAAUGUUCCCGUGCGGCCCCAACAGUUAUUGCAGCUCCAACAUCUCGCCGCCGUGCACAUGCUUGCGUGGGUUUCAUCCGAGGAAUCAACAUAACUGGGACAUGCUGGACGGAGUAGCCGGCUGCAUGAGGACGAAGCCUUUGGACUGUCUAAAUAAUACCGAUGAAUUCUUGUUAAGCUGCAACAUCGAAAUCUUGUUAAGCUUCUUGGCUGUUGCAUCCGAGGAGGGGAAAGACUCUUGA
Zingiber officinale is the source of this 588-nucleotide messenger RNA. Its product is annotated as receptor-like serine/threonine-protein kinase SD1-8. Gene Ontology annotation, biological process: recognition of pollen. The record is from RefSeq and is a predicted model, not a curated record. NCBI's taxonomy places the organism in Eukaryota, Viridiplantae, Streptophyta, Magnoliopsida, Zingiberales, Zingiberaceae. The coding region runs from base 1 to 588 and encodes 195 amino acids. The transcript has a single exon.